UAAGCUUUUCUAACUUUCGUUCUGAUGAAAUCAUUCCAAAUUCUCUGAAAACUACAAAGGUGUUCAAUUGUUGGGCCGAGAGAUUAAUCCUCCCCUUCCUUUUCGGAGGAGGAACUGGAGAAAAUCUAGCCCUUGUUUUUCUUCCCCAUUUCAACGCAAAGUAAGGAACUUUCAUAUUUCAACCUCUUUUUUUCCCCCAAAUUUUGAUGGGUGUUUCUGUUUGGAUGCUGGGAAAAUUCGAGAGGGAAAAAGUGGCUCCAACUUUCUGAAGGCCGGAAUUUUUGUGGGCCCUCAUUGAUCGCGAGGCCUGUCUCUCGGAAUCCCAACACGAUCUCGGGAAUUUAUGAGCACGAUAUCCCUUUAACCGAUACUUCUGCAUUCGCCUCUUCUUUCUGGUUUAGUGGCUAUGUGAUUCUCUGGUGUGUUUCUGUUGGGUUUUUGUUCAGUGGUUGAAGGAGUGAGAUGCAUGGAUCCUACUAUUAAGUUAAUUUUGCUUCUGAUAUUCUUCAGAAUAGCAUGUGCUUCAACCAUUGAAAAAAAAUUUGAACACUGUGAAAGGGUUGUAAAAGAUUGGGCCUUAUCUUCUCUUCAUCAAGGUAUCAACAAUGAUAAACAUACAUUACAAGAUUUACUGUUCUUUCUACAUGUUCCAAGAACAGGAGGGCGAUCGUACUAUCACUGUUUCUUGAAAAAGUUGUACCCAAGCUCUCAAGAGUGUCCCCGUUCUUAUGAUAAGCUACGGUUUGAUCCCAGCAAGACGAAAUGCAGAUUGUUAGCUACUCAUGAUGAUUAUAGCAUGAUGGAAAAACUACCGAAGGAGAGGACUUCGGUGGUGACAAUUGUCAGGAAUCCAGUUGACCGGGUUCUUAGUUCAUAUGAAUUUUCAGUUGAGGUAGCAGCUAGAUUUUUGGUACAUCCUGACCUAGCUUCUGCAACCAAAAUGUCCAAACGUGUGCGUGCAAAGACAAAUGGAGUGAGCACGCUGGAUAUUUGGCCGUGGAAGUAUUUGGUUCCAUGGAUGAGGGGAGACCUAUUUACUCGAAGAGAUGCUAGAAGACAGAAAGGUUCAAGUGAAGCUAAGAGCGACAGUCCAUAUGACAUGGAGGACAUGCUUAUGCCACUAAAGGAGUUUGUUGAUGACCCCAUUGUUCAAGAUAUUGUUCAUAAUGGGGCUACUUUCCAGAUAGCUGGAUUGACAAACAACUCCUACCUAGCUGAAGCACAUGAGAUACGUCACUGUGUACAGGAACACAAGAGUCUUGGUCAACAUGUUCUUCAUGUGGCAAAGAAGAGGUUGGAUGCUAUGUUAUAUGUUGGUCUAACUGCGGAACAUAAGGAAUCUGCGAUGAUGUUUGCAAAUGUGGUUGGUGCACAGGUGAUUUCACAGCUAAAAGAUGCCAACUUUAGCGUGGACACUUUAGCCGACAAUCAAUCAGGUAAUAUCAGCUCUUCGCAUUUAGAUUCUGAGCUUGAGAGCAAUGUUGAUCAGAAUAAUAGUACCUUAGAUGAAAAGGCUACUGUCCAAGAUGAAAGCGAAGCAAAGAGAGAAAAUAUGACUGUUGCAGAACUAAUUGAAGUUUAUGAAGGGUGCAUUUCAAGUCUACUAAAGACUCAAUCACGUCGUCGAUUUGCUUCUUUAAAGAGGAUUUCUCCUGCAAAUUUCUCAAAAGAGGCACGUCGUUCCAUUUCUGAUGAAGUUCUGCAGCAGAUUAGAACACUCAAUCACUUGGAUAUGGAGCUUUUUGAGUAUGCUCAAGAAAUAUUUACAAUGAGACAUGUUCGACUGAUGGGGAAUAUUGAUAUGAAAGAUGGAUCAGAAGGCAAAUUUGACCGUCUACAUGUGUUCGAGCUAUGGAAAAUUCCUUCAUUAGUAAUGCUUUUUAUCUUACUCCUUGUUCUCUUCGUAUUUGCAAACGCACGGAGAAGAGUAUCUAAAGUUAAGGUUAGAAAUAAGUACUAAUCUUUCCACAUGAAGCUUACCCUUACCCUUCCAAUGUUCAUCGAUUUUGUACAUUUUUUUCAAUGUGGAUAUUUGAUUUAAGUUCUAAUAAUAGAAUUAAAUAAUAAUAAUUCAAAUGUAAACAAAUGGUUCUUCAAUCUCUAUGGAUUAUUAUACGUUUUUGUUUUU
Messenger RNA from Cucumis melo (muskmelon), 2128 nucleotides. Its product is annotated as protein-tyrosine sulfotransferase. Gene Ontology annotation, cellular component: membrane. The transcript is spliced from 15 exons. NCBI's taxonomy places the organism in Eukaryota, Viridiplantae, Streptophyta, Magnoliopsida, Cucurbitales, Cucurbitaceae. The record is from RefSeq and is a predicted model, not a curated record. Bases 467 to 1960 code for a protein of 497 amino acids. Gene Ontology annotation, molecular function: heparan sulfate 6-sulfotransferase activity.